GCGUCUGUUCCUGCGCGCUGUCACGCUUUUUUACUACCAAACAGGCACGGAAUUCCAGGGAGGAAGUCACUGAGAUUGAGAAAGGAAAAAGUCCUAAAAGGGUGCCAGAAGAAAGAAAAACAAAAAAAACCAGGUCCUCAUUGGAAAACAGUGGAAAGAACUAAGUUUGGACCAUGCAGUAGAGGCGCAGAUGGAGGCGGUGAGGAGUUUGCUGCUGGUCGGGGCCGUGCUGCUCGGGCUGACGGGCGCUUUGGGCAGAGAAGUGUGCCUGGGUACAGACAUGAAGCUGACCCUGCCCUCCAGUCUGGAAAAUCACUACGAGACCCUGAAGCUGCUCUACACUGGCUGCAAGGUUGUCCACGGCAACCUGGAGAUCACACACCUUCAUGGAAACCCUGACCUCUCCUUCCUACAGGGGAUCGUGGAAGUACAGGGCUACGUACUUGUAGCUCAUGUGUCAGUGAGUCUGUUGCCUUUGGACAACCUUCGGAUCAUAAGAGGCAGCCAGCUGUACAACACCAGCUACGCCCUGGCUGUGCUGGAUAACACUAUGGACGGACAGGGGCUCAGGACGCUCCGGCUUCGAAGCCUCACAGAGAUCCUGUUGGGGGUGGUGUAUAUUUGGGGGAACCCCCAGCUGUGCUUCCCAGACCCCGUGAACAUUGUUUGGAGGGACACUUUGGACGAGCAGAACACCCACGCCAGGCUGCACCGGCUGCAGCCUCGGGCCGCUGAAUGUCCAAGUUGUUCCCCUGUAUGCGGGAAAAGCUGCUGGGGAAAAACACCACAGGACUGCCAGACCUUGACCCGUAUUAAAUGUGCAUCCGGAUGUCAGCGGUGUAAAGGUCCCCUUUCCCAUGACUGCUGUCACAUGCAGUGUGCUGCUGGCUGCACAGGACCCAAAGACUCAGACUGUCUGGCUUGCCGCCACUUCAACGACAGCGGGGUGUGCAAGGAGAACUGUCCUACGCCCACAAUCUACGACCCCGUCACCUUUCAGACCAAACCCAACCCAAACAGGAAGUUCAACUUUGGAGCCACCUGCGUCAAGACGUGUCCCUAUAACUAUCUGGCUAUGGAAGUGGCUUGUACUUUGAAUUGUCCCAGAGCCAACCAGGAAGUUCUCGUCUCAGACCCUGAUGGAAACGAGAUGCAGAAAUGUGAAAAGUGUGAAGGAGACUGUCCCAAAGUUUGCUAUGGUCUGGGUAUGGACAACCUGGGCGUCAUGGACAAUCAGGGCGUCACCAUGGUAACAUCUACUAAUGUGGAGCAGUUCAACAAGUGUAAGAAGAUUUUUGGUAGUCUGGCCUUCCUCCCUCAGAGCUUUGCAAGGGACACUGCGAGCAACACGUCAGGUCUGACCAUGGAGCAGCUGAGCAGCUUCAAGACACUGGAGGAGAUUACAGGAUAUUUGUACGUUGAUGCCUGGCCAGAAGAGUGGACUAACCUGAGUGUGUUCGAAAACCUGAAGGUGAUCAGAGGCAGGAUGCUCUACAAGGGUGUGUUUUCACUGGCCAUCCAGAAUCUACACAUCCGGUCUCUUGGGUUGCGUUCAUUACGCAGCGUCAGUGGAGGUUUGGUCCUGUUGCACAACAAUUCCCAGAUGUGCUACACCAAUUCACUGCCCUGGGACAGUCUGCUACAUCCAACCCAGGGACCUCACCGCAUCGUCAGCCUGAACCAGGACACCCAACUGUGUGAGGAAGAAGGGCGUGUUUGUCACGUGCUGUGCGAGGGGGGCUGCUGGGGGCCGGGGCCCAGCCAGUGUGUGUCCUGCAAGGCUUUCCAACGUGGCACUGAGUGCGUGGAGCAGUGUGACAUCAAUCAGGGGUCUAUUCCUGAAUACACAGAAGGAUCUUUGUGUGUUGCCUGUCACUCAGAGUGUCGACCUCUCAAUGGCUCCGCUUCCUGUCAUGGCCCGGGUGCAGAACAUUGCACAGAGUGUCGUAACUUCCAGGACGGUGAGUUUUGUGUGAAUCAUUGUCCCCACGGCGUGAAGGAGGAUCAGCAAGUUGUGUGGAAGUACAGCAAUGCUACAGGACACUGUCUGUCCUGCAACACCAACUGCUCGCUGUCCUGCACUGUGAUGGAUGAUAGAGGCUGCCCCAUUGACACCAGGACAGGACCGGGUACAACCAUCGCGGCCGCAGUAGGUGGAGUGGUGCUCUGCUUCAUCCUGCUCGCUCUGCUGGUCUUCUAUCUGAGGAGACAGAAGAAGCUCAAGAGGAAGGAGACAAUGAGGAGGCUCCUGCAAGAACAUGAGCUUGUGGAGCCUCUAACACCCAGCGGUGCGUCACCCAAUCAGGCUCAGAUGCGCAUCCUGAAGGAGACUGAGUUGAAAAAACUCAGGGUGCUGGGUGCAGGGGCCUUCGGUACUGUCUACAAGGGAGUGUGGGCUCCUGAUGGGGAAAAUGUGAAUGUGAAAAUACCAGUGGCCAUUAAGGUGUUACGAGAGAACACCUCGCCAAAGGCCAAUAAAGAGAUCCUUGAUGAGGCCUAUGUGAUGGCAGGAGUGUCCAGCCCCUAUGUGUGCCGUCUGCUGGGGAUUUGUCUGACCUCCACGGUGCAGCUGGUCACUCAGCUGAUGCCGUACGGCUGCCUCCUGGACUACGUCAGGGAGAACAAGGACCGCAUCGGCUCCCAGUUCAUCCUCAACUGGUGUGUCCAGAUCGCCAAGGGUAUGAGUUAUCUGGAGGAUGUCCGGCUGGUCCACAGGGAUUUAGCCGCCCGCAACGUUCUGGUCAAGAACCCAAACCACGUCAAGAUCACCGACUUCGGUCUGGCCCGUCUGCUUGAUAUAGACGAGACUGAAUAUCACGCUGAUGGAGGGAAGGUUCCGAUUAAAUGGAUGGCUCUGGAGUCUAUUCUGCACAGGAGGUUCACUCACCAGAGUGACGUCUGGAGCUACGGUGUGACGGUCUGGGAGCUGAUGACGUUUGGGGCUAAACCCUACGACAUGAUUCCAGCGAGAGAAAUCCCAGACGUCUUAGAGGGAGGAGAACGGCUUCCCCAGCCCCUCAUCUGCACCAUCGACGUCUACAUGAUCAUGGUCAAAUGUUGGAUGAUCGAACCAGAAAGCAGACCGCGGUUCACAGAUCUUGUGAGCGAUUUUAGUAUUAUGGCCAGAGAUCCACCUCGCUAUGUAGUCAUCAAGAACGACGAGCAGAUGAACAAGUCCCUCCCAGUGGACAGCCAGUUUUUCCGAAUGCUUCUGGAGGAGGAGGGGGGCAAUAUGAGGGAGCUGCUGGAUGCUGAUGAGUAUAUGGUGCCUCAGCCAAACCUCUUCGGCAGGACUCAGGUAGACGGGGCUCAAGCCAACGGGCCGUCCAGACAUCAGUCAUACAGGCAGAGCAGAGAUCAGGGCUUAGAAGUUGAGCCCUCUGUCACCGGCGGCCCUCGGAGCAUGUACUCCUCCCUGAGCACCCUCGGCCGCAGCCAGUACCCCACCUUACCUUUAGGAGCCAGCACCUCCAAUGGCAUAUGGAUUCCUCAGUACCAAAUGCUGGAUCGAAGCCCCUCGGCGGGGGACCAAUCCGACUCGGUCUUCCUGGACGGGUCUCCAGACGACCCCUCGCCCCCGGCCAGCCCCGGACGCUACUGCAAAGACCCCACCUACUCCAACGGGAGCCAGGGUGAACUGGAGACAGACGGGCAAAAUGGCUUUCAUCAUCCUAAUCACUUCCAUCACUCGUUGCCCAGACGGAGUCAUGGCUAUAAUCAUAAUCAUGCCUUGCCAGAGUACGUCAACCAGGAGAUUCCGGAUCUCAGGCCGGGGGUUCCUGACCGGCCCAGCACGCUGCCUCGUAAAGGCUCCAGAGUGGACCGACGCCUCCCCAACGGCCUGUGCUCCGGUCACAGCGUUGAAAACCCGAGAUACUUGGUCCCCGCGAGCGCUGGGGCCGCCACCUCUCCAGCCUUUGACAACCCGUACUACCUGGACCUUGUGGCCAAAGCCAACGCCGUAGCCGAGGCGGAAGCAGCGGACGGUGCUGAGGCACUGGAGAGAGACGGAAGAGCGCCAAGGCACGUGAACGGGUUUGUGACCUCCACUGCAGAGAAUCCGGAGUAUCUGGGACUAGCGGACACCUGGAGUGGAUAUACUUGAGCAAAAGGGACUGGGAGUAAUGUGACGAACUGAAGAGGAGUCACAGCUUGUGUUCUACUGAGGGAGAACGAGGAGUGAGAGAAAGGGAAGAUGAAUAUUUGUGAGAAAAACAAGCUGGUGUCUGAUUGAUAUUGGGAAUAGUACUUGCCUGUGGAACGAUAUUGAUAUCGAGCCGAGCACCCGAAUCCAAACCGGUAGAGGUUGUCCGGUAAAAGUCGAUUAAUCACCCAGUUGUGACUCACCAUGACACCAAGUAGCAUUAAUCUGGUGUCUGUGGCAUCAUUUGUAUUCCUGUCUUCCUCUCAGCAAUCUUUGCUCUCAGUGUGACUAUUAUGUGCCAAAAAAAAGAAGUUCACUCAGCCUCUGUGUAUAUCUCAGUAUUGGAGUUCACAUUUGUCCAAACCAUCAUGGUACAAGAAGGGUCUGAUUAUAACAGAAUAACAGUUGACUGGAUUAAUGAAUGCAAAUUUUUUUGUUUUUCUAACUAGCUUAAUGUUGGUGGUUGUUUGUUCCACACAUGAAGCCUUUUUUGUACGUCCUUCGGUUCCCUCGUGAUAUAUAUGUUGUUCCAUAUGCUAUUCAGCCCAGCUAAACAGAGAAGAAAACUCAGAGAGCACUUUGACAAAGUGAGCCGUGAUAUGUAUUGAAGGUGGUGUUUAGUAUUCUGGUCACUUUGUCUCUGACCUGAUGGGGGUCUUCAACACACUCAAAGCCAUUUUGUUUUGGCCAGAGAAGGGCCAGAAGCCCAUCUGGCCAGUAAACAUGCUCCCUGAAAGAAAGGCAUCCUGUAUGGAGAAGACAGAGGCAUUGUGCCACGCUGAUGUAUGUGGCUGCUAGUGUCUUGGCUGCAGCUACUUUCUGGUACACACAGAUGAGAUACGAGGUGCUUGCAGACUAUUUAUCCAAGCUGCAAAAAAAUCUCAAAAUGUAUUUUUUUUUUUUUAAGACAAAGUGUAUAUGUGACUAAGUUAAAUCCAACUUAUCAGGGAUUUAAAAAAAUCAAAUAAUAAGGAAAGAGUAUGUGCUUUUUGAGUUAUGCACAAUGCACUAGACGGUAGGAUACUGCAUAUGUCCCCCAGGCUUGUGUUAUCACAAUGAGCCUUUUGGUUUUGUUGGCCUUUCACUGUGCAAGAAAGCAUUACAAGCUAUUGGUGAGUUUAUUCCACAAGAAGUGAAGAAUUUGCGUGUAUCUGUACAUGUGUUUGCUACCCUUUUUAUAGAACAAAAAGCAGUUCUGCUGUUUUUGAGCAACACACUCGGAGCUGAAAGUGAAACUGAGGAGUACAAAACGUCGUAUGGAUAAUCAAUUCAUGGCUCAAAUUCCACUCUCCGAGAAACACUGGCAUCCCAGUUAAUAAUCAACUUUCUUUUUUGAAGAGUGCUUUUUUUCAUGUUAACUGGUGUUGGGUCUGGGGGAGGUCAAAACUGAGUCAAUGGAGCCAUUGUCUGGCCCUCAUGUCCACGUAGGAGAGACAGCGCUCGCCCAACUCACACGUCCCAACGGCUGAUGUUGUCUCAACGAGAGAACUACAGUUUUCUUCUGCCGAGGUUUGGAGCUCGCUUUGGAGAAUGUGGUUCAGUGUUUGGAGCUCGAAAUCCUGAAACAAGUCUUGAAGCAACUCUCCAUCAACACAUCAGUUUCACUCAGAAAGUCUUUUAUCUUGAUGUUCUCAUACGGGUUUUGAAGAGUUUUGUUCCAGAAAAAGGAUUUCUAAAAGUUAAACCCGAUUCUGUGUAACAAUAACAUAAAAAUAACUUGUUGUUAUAAAAUCAUGAUACGUUUUUAUUUUAAUACCCUCAAAUUUCAUAUACUAAAAUUGUUAAGAAUGGAACUAUUAUUGAGUGAUAUGAUUCACAUAACUGUUUUAAGUUUGUUUUCCAUAUAUAAUGGAUAUACAGUAUAGUUUUUUGGAAUGAAACCCUUCACAUGUAUUGUUGUUGUCCGGUGAACACCUCAUAUCUCCUCAUACUCUAAGAAAAGAUGAAACAAACCCACCGAUUUUAGAUUGAAAUGUAAUGUUGCAAUAGUUAUGUUAUAUUUAGAAGGAGUUCAAAACAAUCGAAGGAUGUAGAAUUUUCUCAAAACAAAUGGAGGCUUGUAACCUCUUAAAUUGAAAUUUAAAGGUGAACCCCCUGACUUUUUUUAAUUAAGUAAUUGCACCAUUGCAAUUUAUGUUAUGUUUUAAAAGAUCAACCGUAAGGUUUUAAGUAAUUUGGGGAUUUGGGUGCUAUUGGGUGCUUUUAAAAAAGAAAUCGAGGACCCACACUCGUCACCUCUGCUGGAGAUACAAGGUUUUCACAGGAUCACAACAAUGUUAAAGCACAGCUCACAGAUGUUCCCGCCUCCUUAAGAAUGUGAUAUUUCCUGGAUGUUAUGAAACCUUAUUUACAAUCACAAAUAAUGUAAUGGUGUUUACACUGUAGUGUCUUUUUGUAUGUUCAAUUUAGAUGUGUCAUGUAUGCGACACAUGACCCGAGACUCUCACUGAGGAGGGGCUGUCCUCCUUAAAACCACGUGUGUCCCUUAUUUGGAUAUAAAACUGUUGUAUUAAAGCUUCUUGCCAUUG
Messenger RNA from Anoplopoma fimbria (sablefish), 6672 nucleotides. RefSeq names its product erb-b2 receptor tyrosine kinase 2 (gene erbb2). Gene Ontology annotation, molecular function: ATP binding; transmembrane receptor protein tyrosine kinase activity. NCBI's taxonomy places the organism in Eukaryota, Metazoa, Chordata, Actinopteri, Perciformes, Anoplopomatidae. The record is from RefSeq and is a predicted model, not a curated record. Gene Ontology annotation, cellular component: signaling receptor complex; basal plasma membrane. Gene Ontology annotation, biological process: positive regulation of MAPK cascade; positive regulation of cell population proliferation; neuron differentiation.